UCCUGUUUCGAUCUCCCGAAUCCCGAUCCCGCUACCGGAGGCGGAGGCGAUGGCGGCGGCGCCGGCGGUAAGGUUCCCGGUCUUCGGGCUCGUGCGGCUGCUGGGCUUGGCCGCCGCGGCGGCGAUCCUCUUCUGGGCCGUCCACUUCCGAGGCGGCAUGGCGCUCUCCACCGAAGAGGAGAGCAAGCUCCCCCUCUUCAACGUUCACCCAGUGUUAAUGCUGAUUGGUUUGGUGGCCUUGAAUGGCGAAGCUCUUUUGGCUUAUAAAACUGUGCCAGGAACCAAGAAACUGAAAAAGCUAGUGCACCUUGCCGUGCAGUUCCUUGCCAUGUUUCUGAGUCUAAUUGGUCUGUGGGCUGUAUGGAAGUUCCAUGAUGAAAGAAAAAUCGAUCAUUUAUAUACACUUCACUCGUGGUUGGGCCUUACUUGCUUCAUCUUCUUCAGCUUGCAGUGGGCUGCUGGGUUUUGGACCUUUUGGUACCCCGGUGGAUCAAGAAGUGGCCGUGCAUUUUUGCUUCCCUGGCAUGUCUUCUUUGGUAUAUUCAUCUAUGUUCUUGCUAUCGCCACAAGUGUGACUGGACUCCUGGAGAAGUCAAUCUUUAUGCAGAGCGCCAAAAUGAUUGAGCGCUUCUCCACAGAAGCCAUGUUUAUGAACUCCCUGGGAAUGCUGCUGGUGUUGUUGAGCAGCCUUGUUAUUCUUGCACUCGUUAGUCCUGGACCCAGCAUGAUCGACACAUACAGAGGCUCUUCUGAGUGAGAGGAAAUGAUUACAGCCUAGUUUCUUAAGCUACAUUUUUAAUCAGUAGCUGAGCAAUUUUUGUGUACAUGUACCCAGAAUUAUGCUUUUCUUCUUUUGACAUGGAGUUAGUCAGUGUUGAGGAUAAUUUCAUCCCUGUUAGAGUGGCUUCAUUCAAGUCGCAGUAAUAAAAUUGUGGAUGAGGCUGACAAUGAAAUUACAGCUGAGAAUAUGACUGAAGUAACAAUUCCUGGUUAAUCAGAAGUUAACCAAUUCCC
This is a messenger RNA of Zea mays, 1014 nucleotides long. Its product is annotated as cytochrome b561. The transcript is spliced from 4 exons. The record is from RefSeq and is marked provisional. Gene Ontology annotation, molecular function: oxidoreductase activity. The coding region runs from base 50 to 757 and encodes 235 amino acids. NCBI's taxonomy places the organism in Eukaryota, Viridiplantae, Streptophyta, Magnoliopsida, Poales, Poaceae.